GAGGUGCGAGCUUAGCCGUUUUCGUGCGUCGAUGCGCUGGGACCCUCUGCCGCCGCCGGGCAGCAGGCUGGUGGACCCUCCUCCGCCACGUAGGCCAUGUGAUCGAUGCAGUGGAUGCACUCCCUCCAUGAACACCCUAUUUAUUCUCUGCAUUGUGGUCAUUGCAGCCAAGGAGGGGCGUUUGGGUCUGACGAGAGCCUCUGAACUGGGAGGUAAGGUAACCACACCGCCAUUCCAUUCUCACCUGCAGGACAUCAACGCGGUUUUUCUUUGCCAGGCCUAUUGGCGCCGAACUUGAAGCCGUGUGUGCCUGAGCAUGUGAUCCAGAACGUGCCGGCCAAACCUUUAAGCCCCUUCAUUGAGACCAUGGUGCUGGAGACCGUGUGGAACAAGUGAGGGAAGGAUGCGGCCACAUGGAAUUUUCACCCGAUUCCCCGGUCUCCUUCUGUUGUCGUGAAUGGUAUGUAUUGCUGCAGCACUCCGCUAUGGGGAGGCAGCGACCAGGAGGCCGUAUCCCAGCUGCGGUCGGUGGGGAGGGCUCAACACACGUAUGGGGAAGGAAGAUCGGCUUUGGUGUGCUUCCCCUCCCUCUCCCUUGGUCGAUGCAGCUAUGGGGAGAAGCGUCGCCUCCAGAAUGGGCUGAGGAAGCUGCUGCAGGCGCUAGAGGUAGGUAGCUCGGUGAGGUCAGCAGAUACAAAUCACAUCAGCACUCACUCAGAUGACACCAUCUUUGUGUUUUCUUGUGCGUGUGGUCCACCUCAGUUGUACUUCGGCAGUGCCGGUCCUACCGAGCUGUACGAGCGGCUGCUGGAGGUCAAGUCGCGGCUGCCCACACACAAAGGCAGCGCAUCCGGCAGUGGCAGGAGCGUCCACAAGGGUACAUAACAUGGGUAGAGGGGGGGAGAUACAUCCUAUUACAUCCUCAGUCUUACUGGUGCUCACCUGCACGUGUGUCGUGUGGUGUCGUGUGCAGAUGAGAUUGAUUGGGAGAGUUUCCACGAUGUACCUAGGGGGAUGCUGAGCUGGAUGGAUUGGCCAGGCUUGGCAGCUGGGCACUCACGUCGUCUCGUCACACACUAUAGACGGACGAAUGGCUGUUGGUGUCGGUCGGUGCUGGCUGCAGGUGAUUGGCCAGACCGCCGGAUGGGACAGGCCGCUGCGGAUCUUAGACAAACAGGAGAUGUUCAUGUACUGACCAAACAGAACAGAGAAAGAGAUUUGGGUGCAUGGAUGGAUGGAUGUGUGUGGUCGCUGGCUGGCUGGCUGGCUGUCUGCAGAACGUUGUGCCUGCCGACGUCUGAGGUGUUCAAGAGUAGUCUGGAGGAGUUUCUCGAGACCAACCGGCAGCAGCUGCUGGAGUCCAUCGUCAAGACAGACAACAUGGCACCCAAUCCGCGGCUCCACACUUGGUGGGCGGGCAGCGGGCUGCACCCACCUGACACAGACACUCUUGCAGACCCACUGCGCCUUUGUGUGUGCUGGCAGGCUGGUUCUGACGCGCGACAAGUUCGUAGAAUCUCUGACCAAGCUGCCCUGGAACCAUAGCGACCACCCGGUGGGGAGGGAUAAGACGAAGGAGGGAGGGAGGGAUGGAUGAGCGGUGUGUGGCCUGGUGUGUGGUUCCAGAUGCCCGAGAGUGAGUUGACGUUGCUGGGGUGCCCAUACGAGAGCCUUGCACUCAGACUGCAGGCAAAGGUUCGCACCCACAGGACAUAAGUGAAGGCACUGUCCUAUUCUGUCCUGUCCUGUGUACGCAUGUGUAUGUGUUUGCAGGCACAUCGUGAGAAGGUAGCUGCAGAGAUCGCUCAAUACUUCAGCCAACACCAUCAGGCCGUGUCAAAGAAGGUAUGCCUGUGAGUAUGAUGGUGGCUGGUGCACGCAAUUCUCACCCUCCCGCCCCUUUGCUCGAAUGCAGGAUUUCCUCAAGACAAAGUACUCACACGGGCGGGCGUCAAAAUGAACACAUACAGCACCUGCGGUGUGUUGAUGUGAUGUGCUUUGUGUCUGUCAGUUUGGUGUCGUGCGAGGAGAUACAGGUGAUGAUGCCCCACAAAUACCCCAUCCAAUGGGUACCUACCUCCCUCACUCGGGGGGCAUUGCAUCGCAUCAACGAAUGAAUGGACGGAUGGAUGGAUGGAUGGACACAUCAACUCAACACGCGGGCUGUGUUGUGGUUGUGGUGUCCAGAUCUACGCUGGUUGUCUACACCUGACCGAGGCCACUGCAGACGACAUCUCCCCUGAAGACUGGUAGGUAGGUGGGUGGCUGGCCGAUCCAUGCCACUGCAGACAGACAGAGGCAGGAGAGAGAGGAUACAGAGACAGAGAGAGUUGUGCAUCCAGUCAUCCAAUGGCUGCUCUCAUUCAUCAGGCGUCGCGAUGUCGAGGAGCGUGCGGCGUGGCCCGAGGACUACGCAUCGCCCAACGCCAAGCCCUCCCACCCAGAAGAGAUCGCACAGCUGGUAGGUACAUACCUCAUUCAUCACCACAGACAGACAGACAGACAGACAAGGGGAGGGAGACACAUGUCGCAACCAACCAACCAACCUUUGCCUCUCUCUCUCUCUCUUGUUUCGUCUUCAGGAGCAGUUGUGGUACGACGGCGGCAUGCAGCAGGCUCUCGGUCCGCUGUCUCUGCCAGUGUCGGCCCACGGCAUCAACUGGCUCACACCCUUCAAGUGCCUCAGCGACCAAGACGGUGACGGUGACGGCCACCCCUUUGCAGCUGCCAUCCGCAUGAUCCAUGGCGGCGGGCCAGUGCCCUCGUGGCUGCAGCAGCUCGACCACGAGGCCCUCCCCUCAAAUGCCACACGAGCACGCCUCCUGCGGCUCGCACUCCAUCCUGACCUGGGCAUCGGCGGGCCCUUCCUCGCACAUGGCUUCCAGCGCUGCUGCGAGGUGUUCUGCAAGCUGCACGGCAACACGCAGCAGCAGCAGCACUCUCGUGCGGGAGCUAAGAGGGAGAGUGGGGGGACGAGAGGGGCGGGCGGUGGCGGGGAGGGACGUGAUGGAUAGACGGACAUCAGAGAGACCGUCCAGGGCCAUAUGCCAUAUGGAGGGAUGGAUGGCCCGUGCGGGUAUGUGUGCAGUGUGUGGAGUGGAUAGACAGACAGGGGAGAUGGCUGGGCUGCACGUGUGUGUGUGUGUGUGUGUGUGUAGUGGGUGAAGAGUGAGCGAUGUGGUGCCUGCCUGCGACAGUGAAAGGCAUACAUACGUGCAAUUGAAGGACGAUUGCAAAACGGCCCCAUAGCUGUCCACUCCUAUUGACUGCGACCGCAUAGGUACGUCAGUGGUCGAAAGAGUGAACUGUCUG
This is a messenger RNA of Vitrella brassicaformis, 3312 nucleotides long. The record is from the annotation of a GenBank genome assembly. Lineage: Eukaryota; Vitrellaceae.